CUGGUAUCUGAGGAAAUGUCUGCCGAUUCCAUACCAGCCACUGUUGAAACCAUUACCGCAGCCGUUGCAGCUGUAGCUAUCUCCCCCUCAGUUUCCGGCCAAUCUGUUGAUGAAGUGGCCAACGACUCCUCUUCUCAAGCCCAAGUCGUCACUCCAUGGAAAGUGGAGGGCUCAGUCUCGGCCGAUGGAAAACAACAAGCCAUCGAUUACGAUAAACUAAUAGAGCAAUUUGGGACGCGCAGAGUCGACCAAGCCCUUCUGGAGCGGUUUGAGAAACUAACUGGGCAUCGGCCACACGUAUUUCUCCGUCGAGGGAUGUUCUUUUCACACCGUGAAUUCGACAAAAUUCUUGAUCGGUAUGAGCAGGGAAAGCCCUUCUUUCUUUACACUGGUCGCGGCCCAAGUAGCGACAGUAUGCAUCUGGGCCAUAUGAUACCAUUCGUCUUCACAAAAUGGUUGCAAGACGUAUUUGAUGUCCCAUUGGUCGUACAACUUACGGAUGAUGAGAAAUUCCUCUUCAAACACGAGCUCAAAGUUGAUCAGGUCAAGAAAUUUGCGCGACAGAAUGCCCGCGAUAUCAUUGCUGUCGGCUUCAACCUCGAGAAGACGUUCAUCUUCAGCAACUACGACUAUGUCGGUGGACCGUUUUACGAGAAUGUUUCCAAAAUUUCCCGUCAAAUCACAUAUAACCAGGCUAAAGCAACCUUUGGGUUCAACGACUCGGAUAACAUCGGAAAAAUCCAUUUUGCGUCCAUCCAAGCUGCACCGUCAUUUUCCAACUCAUUCCCACAAAUAUUUGGCACGGUGUCGAACAUCCCCUGCUUAAUUCCCUGCGCGAUUGACCAGGAUCCAUACUUCCGUCUCACUCGCGAUGUGGCAGUGAAGCUCAAGUAUCCAAAACCGACGCUUCUCCACGCCAAAUUUUUCCCUGCGCUGCAAGGCCCGCAAACCAAGAUGAGCGCUAGCGAUCCAAAUAGCAGCAUUUAUAUGACCGACACUGCUGCUCAACUGAAGAAUAAAAUCAGCAAGCAUGGUUUCUCUGGCGGGCAGGAGACCGUAGAGGAACAUCGUAGACUGGGCGGAGAUACCGAGGUCGAUGUUAGUUACCAAUACUUGUCUUUCUUCCUCGACGACGACGCGGAAUUAGAAAAACUAGGAUCAGAUUACCGGUCGGGCGAGUUGUUAACUGGGCAGUUGAAAGCUCGGUGCAUUGAUGUCCUUCAGCACUUUGUCCGUGGUUUCCAAGAGCGGAGAGCACAAGUCACCGAGGAAGUUAUUAACGCAUUCAUGGACCCAUCGAGGAAAAUUGACCCUACCCCCCGCAAAGCAGCCUCAUAA
This is a messenger RNA of Mycena indigotica, 1338 nucleotides long. RefSeq names its product Tryptophanyl-tRNA synthetase. NCBI's taxonomy places the organism in Eukaryota, Fungi, Basidiomycota, Agaricomycetes, Agaricales, Mycenaceae. Gene Ontology annotation, molecular function: tryptophan-tRNA ligase activity; ATP binding. The record is from RefSeq and is a predicted model, not a curated record. The transcript has 7 exons. Bases 16 to 1338 code for a protein of 440 amino acids. Gene Ontology annotation, biological process: tryptophanyl-tRNA aminoacylation. Gene Ontology annotation, cellular component: cytoplasm.